Molecule: messenger RNA, 606 nt
Organism: Rubroshorea leprosula
Lineage: Eukaryota; Viridiplantae; Streptophyta; Magnoliopsida; Malvales; Dipterocarpaceae
Source: the annotation of a GenBank genome assembly
AGCAUGAGAGAGAGGUAGAGAGAGAGUAAGGGGCUCAGGCAACGGACACCAAGCAUGGAAAGGACGGACAACACUGGACAGAGAGUGGUCACAGCCCAGAGGGAGAAGCAGGAAAUGGAGAUCAGAGGUCUUGGGAAGGCAGGGAAACAGCAAGCACAAGAUGGAUCAUGGGGAAUGGGAGUGCUGGCAAUAUAUAACCCGCAAAGAAGAAGUAAAAGUGGCAAUAGGUUCGGCUUUGUGAGGUUCCGUGAUGUGAAGUGGGUAAAAGAACUUGAGAGUCAACUGGACCAAAUCUGGAUUGAGGGGCGCAAACUCUGGGUUAAUGUAGCCAAAUACCCUGAAGAAAAAUCAGAAAAGGUGGAGAGGAGAAGAGUCUCUGGUAUAGCUACUGUGGUACAAGGAAAAACAUAUGCAGAUGCAGUAAAAGGACAACAAGUGGACAAGCCGAGGGAAGCAAGGGGGCAUGAAUUUGUGGCAAGAGCAAAUACAGAUCUGGAAAAGCACCAUAGCAGAAGGAAUCCCAAGCAGCAAGAGAGCAAAUAGACAUGGAUAGAAAGGAGCAAAGAAACAGAGUGGUCUGGCUUUGAAUAUAAUGUGAAGGUUGAG